This is a messenger RNA of Penicillium manginii, 927 nucleotides long. RefSeq names its product cyclin-dependent protein serine/threonine kinase regulator SSN8 (gene ssn8). The transcript has 3 exons. Bases 1 to 927 code for a protein of 308 amino acids. Gene Ontology annotation, molecular function: cyclin-dependent protein serine/threonine kinase regulator activity. Lineage: Eukaryota; Fungi; Ascomycota; Eurotiomycetes; Eurotiales; Aspergillaceae. Gene Ontology annotation, biological process: positive regulation of transcription by RNA polymerase II. The record is from RefSeq and is a predicted model, not a curated record. Gene Ontology annotation, cellular component: mediator complex; nucleus.
AUGGCUGCCAACUAUUGGUCGUCUACUCAACGCGGAUGUUGGCUCUUCACUCGUGAGAAGCUGGCGGAAAGUCGAGACCGCUUACGAGACCGAGAUAAGGUCGCGCAUUCGCAGUUCCCACUUCCAGACCAACGCCUGCUAAACAUCUAUUUCAACCAACAACUCAUCAAGCUGGGUAAACGCAUGUCCACUCGCCAACAGGCAAUCGCAACUGCGCAGGUUUACCUCAAGAGGUUCUACUUCAAAAAUGAAAUUCGCUAUACAAACCCUUACUUGGUUCUCACCACCGCUUUCUAUCUGGCCUGCAAGAUGGAAGAAUGUCCCCAGCACAUCCGCUUCGUUGUCGGAGAAGCGCGUGGACUCUGGCCAGAAUUCAUCACUCCAGAUGUGGCGAAACUCGGUGAAUGCGAAUUCGCUCUCAUAUCCGAGAUGAACUCCCAACUCAUCUGCCAUCACCCGUAUCGGACGUUAUCAGAACUUCAAACAGAGUUAUCUCUUGGCUCAGGCGAGGUGGCUCUGGCUUGGUCCGUGAUCAACGACCACUAUCUUACCGAUCUCCCUCUACUAAACCACCCGCAUAUAAUUGCGGUCAUGGCGAUCAUCGUCGCGGUGGUUUUCAAGCCGACUCAUCCAGGCGGAACAUUCAACUCCACCCCUGCCCAGUCUGCCCAGUCCACUAUGGCGGGGGCGGCUAGGGAUGGAAACGGUAUGAACAUGCUCGCUGCUCUUGCAGAUCGAAGCGGAAAUGGACCUCCUCGGAUUCAGAAGCUGGUGCAGUGGUUGGCGGAGAGUGAAAUUGAUAUUAAGAGUGUCAUCGAGUCUACUCAGGAGCUGCUUUCUUUGUAUGAGGUGUGGGAGCAGUACAGUGAAAAACACUGCAAAGAGCUCAUCGGGCGAAUGGUGAAGAGCAAGAAUCUCGACAAAUGA